AUGGCUCGCGCGGCGUGCGUCUCCCUCUCUGGCGGCGGCGGAGGCGCGUCGCUGAGGCGCGUCUUCUUCCUGCAGCCGCUCGUGCUGGACGGCGGCCUGAGCGAGGUGCGGGUGGGUGUGAUCGAGGAUCGGUUCGAGGUGACCUACGAGGGAGGCGGCGACACGUCGACGGCUCACUGCGCCGGCGACGCGUCGGCCGCGUCGGGCCCGCUCCUUGGCCUCUCGCUCGCCGCGGCUCGCGCCUCGUGCGGCGAGGCGGUCGACGCCGCCUCGCUGUACUCGCUGCUCCGCUCGGUCGGCCUCGAGUACGGCCCUCGGUACCGCACGCCCGAGCUGGCGGCCGUCUCGCGCGCCGCAGGCGCCGCCGUCGGCCGGCUGUGCCGCCGCUCGCGCAAGGAGGGCACUCGCGUCCACCCGGCCGACCUCGACGGCUCGCUGCACCUGUCCUCGCUGCUCGCCGAGGCUGGGGCGGGCGAGACGCGGCUGCCCUUCUCUGCGUCGCUCGACGCGUCAGCGCAGCGCGUGCGGCAUUUAUACGUCACCUCGUGGGAGAGGAGCGCGACGCCUGUCACCGCCACGGCGUCGCUCCUCGUCCUGGGCUCGAGGCGAGGAGAGAGAGGCUUCGAUGAGGCAUCACCGAGCCCGGCCGGCAGCACCGAUCGCUUCGGCGGCCUCUCCUUCGCAGCAUCGGCUGCGGUGGGCCGGGCAGCCUCGUUGCCACUGACUACUCUCGAAGCAGCCUUGUCCCUGCUGCGCGUGCGGCCGGCUUCAACAGCCCCGCCCCGCCUCGUCCUGCUGACCGCCGGCGCGCACGCUCACGGAGCCAGCGCCGCGCCCGGCUCCCACCACGCCGGCUCGCUCGGCCUCGCCCGCACGGCGCGAGCAGAGGGCGCCGCAGACCUGCACCAGCUCGACCUGUCGACGGCGAGUGCAGCGCACGCCGUCGCCGUCGCCAGCGCUCUACCGCUCGACGAGCCCGACCUCCUCCUUCGCAAGGGGCUGCUUCUCGCGCCUCGCCUACAGCCCUGCACCCAGCCGCCCUCCGCCGAGACCGACGCGCCCACCCUCGGCUCGCACCUCCUCACCGGCGGGCUGGGCGGGCUGGGCCUAGUCACAGCCAGGUGGCUCGCAGAGAGCGGCGCCCGUCGGCUCAUCCUCGCGUCUCGCAACGGCGCCGUCGCCCCUGGCGGAGUGGCUGACCGGCUGCCGCCGCGUUGCACCGUCCUCGCCGCUGCGUGCGACGCCGCCCAGCCAUCCAGUGUGGCGCGGCUUCU
Molecule: messenger RNA, 1274 nt
Organism: Emiliania huxleyi CCMP1516
Lineage: Eukaryota; Haptophyta; Isochrysidales; Noelaerhabdaceae
Exons: 2
Biological process (GO): fatty acid biosynthetic process; DIM/DIP cell wall layer assembly
Cellular component (GO): plasma membrane; cytoplasm
Molecular function (GO): fatty acid synthase activity
Source: RefSeq, a predicted model, not a curated record